AUGGGCACCCUCAUAGACAUUAUUCUGACCAACUGGCUCUCCAAAUACACCUCCGCUGUCUUCAAUCAGGAUCUCAAUGAUCACUUCCUCAUUGCCUGUAUCCGCUACGGCCCAAUCAAGCAGGAGAGACCAGCCUCCCCUGUUCCCAGCUGUGUGUCCAUGAAGAGUGACCGGUCUAUGAUGCAACCUAUAGAGUUUAGAGAGGGAGACUUUUCUACUGAACAAAGUCGAGUACAUCAAGGAGAAGAUCGGGAGGAUCUCUCUCCAGAGAGGAGCAUCAAUCUGUUCCACUGUCUGAAUGAACUGAAUGACCAUUCUCUAGUGGAGGAGAUCCAAAGAUACCUGAGAUCAGGAAGUCUCUCUAGACCCAAACUGUCACCUGCACAGUGGUCAGCUCUGGUCUUUGUGUUGCUGACUUCAGAAAAGGAGCUGGAUGUGUUUGACCUAAAGAAAUACUCCAGAUCAGAGGAAGGUCUUCUGAGGCUGCUGCCAGUGGUCAAAGCCUCCAGAGCUGCUCUGCUGUCAGGCUGUGGAAUCACAGAGGAAGGCUGUGCUUCUCUGGUCUCAGCUCUGGAGUCAAACCCCUCACACCUGAGAGAGCUGGAUCUGAGUAACAAUGACCUGAAGGAUUCAGGAGUGAAGCUGCUCUCUGCUGGACUGGGGAAUCCCCACUGUAAACUGGAGACUCUGAGACUCACUGUCUGUAAACUCACAGACACAUCCUGUAAAGUGUUGGCCUCAGUUCUCAGUUCAAACCCCUCACACCUGAGAGAGCUGGAUCUGAGUAACAAUGACCUGAAGGAUUCAGGAGUGAAGUUGCUCUCUGCUGGACUGGGGAAUCCCCACUGUAAACUGGAGACUCUGAGACUCACUGUCUGUAAACUCACAGACACAUCCUGUAAAGUGUUGGCCUCAGUUCUCAGGUCAAACCCCUCACACCUGAGAGAGCUGGACCUGAGUAACAAUGACCUGAAGGAUUCAGGAGUGAAGCUGCUCUCUGCUGGACUGGGGAAUCCCCACUGUAAACUGGAGACUCUGAGGCUGUCAGGCUGUCUAGUCACAGAGGAAGGCUGUGCUUCUCUGGUCUCAGCUCUGAGGUCAAACCCCUCACACCUGAGAGAGCUGGACCUGAGCUACAAUCACCCAGGAGACUCAGGAGUCAGACUGCUCUCUGCUGGACUGGAGGAUCCACACUGCAGACUGGAGAAACUCAAUGUGGAACAUGGUGGAGAGAACAGAAUGAAACCUGGACUUAGAAAAUAUGUCUGUGAUCUCACACUGGACCUAAACACAGUAGACAGAUGCCUCUCUCUGUCUGAGGAGAACAGAAAGGUGACAUGUAGGACAGAGGAGCAGCCGUAUCCUGAUCACCCAGAGAGAUUUGAGGACUGUGGACAGGUGCUGUGUAGAGAGGGUCUGACUGGGCGCUGUUACUGGGAGGUAGAGUGGAGUGGAAGAGGGGCUGAUAUAGGAAUGACAUAUAAAGGAAUCAGCAGGAGAGGAGGGGGUGAUGACUGUUGUCUUGGAUACAAUGACAAGUCCUGGAGUCUGACCUGCUCUGACAACAGUUACAUUGCCAGGCACAAUAAUAAACCCACUACCAUAGACUUCCCCUCCUCCAGCUCCCACAGAGUAGGAGUGUGUCUGGACUGGCCAGCCGGCACUCUGUCCUUCUAUAGAGCCUCCUCUGACACACUGACCCACCUGAUCACAUUCACCUCCACAUUCACUGAGCCCCUCUAUCCAGGGUUUGGGGUUUAUUAUUUUGGCGACUCAGUGUCCCUGAAAUAAUAACCUGACACACACACACACACAGGACACACACACACAGGACACACACACACACUGACUGGACACACACACACACUGGACACACACACACACUGGACACACACACACACUGGACACACACACACACUGGACACACACACACUCUGGACACACACACACACUGGACACACACACACACUGGACACACACACACACUGGACACACACACACACUGGACACACACACACACACUGGACACACACACUGGACACACACACACACUGGACACACACACACACACACUGGACACACACACACACACACACUGGACACACACACACACUGGACACACACACACACUGGACACACACACACACACUGGACACACACACACACACACUGGACACACACACACACACUGGACACACACACACACAC
Oncorhynchus nerka (sockeye salmon) is the source of this 2208-nucleotide messenger RNA. RefSeq names its product NACHT, LRR and PYD domains-containing protein 3-like. Bases 1 to 1791 code for a protein of 596 amino acids. Gene Ontology annotation, biological process: intracellular signal transduction. Gene Ontology annotation, molecular function: protein binding. The record is from RefSeq and is a predicted model, not a curated record. NCBI's taxonomy places the organism in Eukaryota, Metazoa, Chordata, Actinopteri, Salmoniformes, Salmonidae. The transcript has 9 exons.